AUGUCUUAAAUCAUUCGGAAUAUUUCAAGCUUAAGAGAAGAAUGGAAAUAAUUGGUGAAAAAAAGGAUAAUUAAGAACAAAAGAAGGAACUAAUAUACUGUACCGUAUUAAUUCAAUAACACUCAAAACAAAAAUAUAAGGAAAGCUGACUUACUUCUGAUCGUAAAGAAUAUUCCCUAUACAAUACCUAAUAAAAAUGUAUUUAAACUCAAAACAAACAUCCAAUUCUCUAUGAGCAUAAACAAUGAAUACUCUUUGGGUUCGCUUUCAAUUGACCCUCAUUCAAACAAUUAUAAAGUAGUUAGAAUUGAUAAAAGAAAAAACCUUACUAUUUUAACAUUAGAUGAGAUACAUAGACCUAUUACACCAUCAGAUGUGCUUUAUUAAAUCUUUAAAACCAGAAACGAAUAAUUAGCAGAAGCAUUUCACCUUUAUGAAUAAAGGAAUCUUGAACCCUCAAAAUUUAAAAUAAAUUAAAUCUCAGAAAUGAUUGAAUUUGAAUCAACUAUCAAAGGUUCUCCAUAUGCAUGUUACGUACAAAUAUAUGAGAAUGGAAUGUGGAGAACAUUUUAAAAGAUAUUUAAUUAAAAAAUGCUUUAAGUAUUAGCAAUUUCUGAAGAAAUGCUUAUAAAUUACUGUAAUGAAACCAAAUUGAUUCCCCUGAGCGCAUAUAUGGAUGCAUCUGAUGAAUAACUCAAGGUAUUCUAGAAGAUUUUCUCUGGAAGAGCAGGAUAACUUGAAUCUAAAAGAGACUAUAUAAAUUAUAAUGGUGAUAGAUUCACUGCUACUUUGAAGAUUAAGAGUUUUUUCAUAAAAGAUGAAAAUAAGGAUUAGUUAUUUGAAUAUACGUAUUGCGUAACUGAUUGUGAAAAUAAAUGGAUUUCUGAAGAUAGAGCAAAAAGGAAUUAAAGGGAAUAUUUCAAUAUCAAACCAAGUAAUUCUACGACAGAUGAAUCAUCAUAUAUAGAGUGCUAGAAAAGAUGUGGAUUCAAGUAAAUGAUCUGA
This is a messenger RNA of Paramecium tetraurelia, 1005 nucleotides long. RefSeq lists its product as uncharacterized. The transcript has a single exon. NCBI's taxonomy places the organism in Eukaryota, Ciliophora, Oligohymenophorea, Peniculida, Parameciidae. The record is from RefSeq and is a predicted model, not a curated record.